AUGGGAAUAUCAAAAGAAGUUGUGCAAAGGGAUAGAGAGAAAAAUAUACUGAAGGAGGAGGACAUGGAAAAUCCUAAGAAAUUAAAACCAAUGUCCACUCCUCCCAAACAAUCCAAGCCAAGGCAAUCCCUAUCUACACCUACCUCUGGUUCUCAGAAUCCUAUUCCUCCACCCAAGCCUCAAGACAAGUCAACCAGUGGUGUAGAGAAAAGGAAGAAGGAGAAGCCACAAAGAGAAUAUGUUGCAACCACUACUGAGGAUGUAGAGACUAAAUCUGAUGAAGUAGUGAAAGAGGUAAAGAAGACAACCACUUAUGCAAGAGUUGUGAAGAAGUCACAAUCCGGUGGAGCCCAGUCAUCCAAGAAGCCAAGAGCUAAAGCUGAGCCAUCCAAUAGAGCCAAAGUGAGAAAGAAGUAG
Cryptomeria japonica (Japanese cedar) is the source of this 417-nucleotide messenger RNA. RefSeq lists its product as uncharacterized. The coding region runs from base 1 to 417 and encodes 138 amino acids. NCBI's taxonomy places the organism in Eukaryota, Viridiplantae, Streptophyta, Pinopsida, Cupressales, Cupressaceae. The record is from RefSeq and is a predicted model, not a curated record. The transcript has a single exon.